Bursaphelenchus okinawaensis is the source of this 1512-nucleotide messenger RNA. NCBI's taxonomy places the organism in Eukaryota, Metazoa, Nematoda, Chromadorea, Rhabditida, Aphelenchoididae. The record is from the annotation of a GenBank genome assembly.
AUGAUCUCGUUUUGGUAUGUGGCACUUUUUGGUAUCUAAACCUAUAUUUUAGCAAAUUGGGACUAAACUUCGAGGACAGAUUGAUCUUUCAUGUUUUGCAAGGUUUGCCGAAGCUGAUCUUUACCUUCUUCUAUGGAAUUGUGAGGGCUUUCUUGCCUUGGGAUUGGCUUCCACACAAAGAUGUUCGUGAACAGACCGUUCUUAUCACUGGAGCAGCCAGUGGUGUUGGUAGAUUGUUGGCUGUCAAGGUGGGUUUAUGUCAUUUUGUUUGAAAUCUUGUGUAAGAUUUCCAGUUUAAUGUAUAUAUCAUAAUUUUUGGCUGUUUUACAUUUUUUUAGUUUUAUCGCUAUGUUAUUUAUGCUUAACCAAUGUAUUUUAGUUUGCUUCUUUGGGUUGUAAAUUGGUAUUGUGGGACAUAAACAAUCUUGGAAACUUUGAGACGGCAGAGAUGUGCAAGAAGUAUGAUGUUCAAGUAUCCGCAUAUACCGUUGACAUUACCAACACAGAAGCAGUUGAGAAGACAGCUUCGUUGGUUCUGAACAAGUUUGGAUCUGUUGACAUUCUAAUUAACAAUGCCGGGAUUGUGACUGGGAAGAAGUUGUUGGAUUGUCCUGACGAGACUUUCGAUUUGACUAUGAAUGUCAACGCGAAUUCCUUGUUUUAUGUGAGUUUGCAUGUUGUCUAUGUCUGUAAUGGCAGUUUUUAUGCUUAUGGUUUGAAAGAUUGUAGAUUGAUUGCUGGAAAAGCUACAAAAUAGUUUUAAAUGUUCUUUAUAAGUAGUAUAAUUUUAGGUAACAAAACGUUUUUUGCCAAAAAUGAUUGCAAAUGAUCGUGGACAUAUUGUAGUAGUGGCUUCGAUGGCUGGACGUAUUGGAGUGAAUGGCUUGGUUGACUACAGUGCUUCAAAGUUUGCUGCUUGUGGGUUCACAGAAGCUUUACACGCUGAAUUGACGUCCACCAAUUCGAAUGUCAAGACCACUUUGAUUUGCCCCUACUAUGUUAAUACUGGGAUGUUCGAAGGAGUUAAGAGCAGUUUUCCCAAUUUGCUGCCUAUUUUGGAGCCAGAAUAUGUCAGAGAUCAGAUCGUCGAGGCGGUGCUAACUGACACUCACAUCGUCUACAUGCCUCGCUUCUGCUACUUUACUAUGGUUAUCAAAGAGUAAGUUACGUGUAAAGAUUAUAUAUUUAUCUUCAUGGUUGUAUCAUUCAUUCCAUAUUAAGUUGAAGGGAACGUUGUACUUGUUCUUUAAUCUCUAGUUGCUUCAUUUCCAAUAAUUUUACGUUAAUUCAUGGUGGUGUAUUACGUUUUGCUUAAUUAUACAUGACCUAUAAUUAGCAACUUACUCUGUAAAUGCAGAGUAUUUAGAGCCAUUGAAAUUGAAAACAACUCUCUUUUCAUUACCUACUUAUUGUAGGUUGUUCUCGGUAUACACUGGUGACGCCAUCGCUGAAAUCUGUGGAGUUCAUCAACAAAUGGCAGGUUUCAAAGGUCGAAAACAGAUAGCGACUUAA